CGUGCAUGUCAGUCCUAACUAUACAAGCUUCGUGACGGUUGUGCAGCUGUGUCGAUGUUAAUUAUUACUGUCAUGAUAACAUACUUAAAGUGAGAUUUUUGGUCAUAUAUCUUAUUCUAUAUGCUGUUUACACUGGCUAGCUUGCCCUGUGACGACACCAAGUAGGGGAGAGCCAGUGAGGAUGACUAUACCGCAUGUAGGGGCUGUGUUUGCAGCCAUAGCAGGAGUGAUGGCCAUCCUGUUGCACUCCUCCAUUCACAAAAUAGAGGAAGGACACCUUGCUGUUUACUACAGGGGUGGGGCUUUGCUGACAGGCCCUAAUGGUCCGGGAUAUCAUAUUAUGCUGCCUUUCAUUACCACCUACAGAUCAGUGCAGACGACACUCCAGACCGAUGAGAUCAAGAAUGUACCUUGUGGAACUAGUGGUGGGGUGAUGAUCUAUUUUGACAGAAUAGAGGUUGUCAACAUGCUCGUCCCCUCAGCAGUGGUGGAUAUAGUGAGGAACUAUACAGCCGACUAUGACAAAACUCUCAUUUUCAACAAGAUCCACCACGAACUUAACCAGUUCUGCAGUGUGCACACUCUCCAGGAGGUCUACAUAGAGCUGUUUGACAUAAUUGAUGAAAAUUUGAAGACUGCACUGCAGAAAGAUCUUAAUGCCAUGGCCCCUGGACUUACAAUACAGGCUGUCCGUGUUACCAAGCCAAAGAUCCCCGAGGCUAUCAGGCGGAACUUUGAACUCAUGGAAGCAGAGAAGACCCGUCUGUUAAUUACCGCUCAGACUCAGAAGGUGGUCGAAAAGGAGGCAGAGACGGAGAGGAAGAAAGCUAUCAUUGAGGCUCAGAAGGUGGCUCAAGUUGCCGAGAUCCAGUUCCAGCAGAAAGUGAUGGAGAAAGAGACAGAGAAGAAGAUCUCCGAAAUAGAGGACGCUGCUUUCCUGGCGAGGGAAAAGGCCAGGGCGGAUGCAGAGUAUUACACUGCUGCCAAAUAUGCUGAAGCAAAUCGGCUCAAGUUAACCCCCGAGUAUCUGGAGCUGAUGAAGUAUCAAGCCAUAGCAGCUAACAGCAAGAUCUACUUCGGCCAGGACAUCCCCAAUAUGUUCGUGGAGGGAAGCCUCAGUCCACCCAAAGCUGAAAACAAGCCACUGGAGGCGGACUUUUUGAAAGCUUAAGUGGAGGCGUCGGCGUUCAACUGGAGAUGAUUGGUGGGAUUGAUUACUCGAGUCUUACAUUUUUUCCAUGAUCAUAAACUCAAGUGAUGUUUUGGAAGACAAUGAAAGGGAAUGUUUUUUUUUUUUCAUAAAUAUCCAGUCAUCGAGGCAGGGAACAGAGUUUAUUUUCAAAAGAAAUAGUCAGUCGUUGAAAAUGAAAAGCUUUUGCCUGCAAGGUGACGGCAAGGAGUCACCCUAAUUUACACGUUGCUUUUGGAUUUGCGCUAAGAUGAUGAUGAUGAUUGUUGACAUGGGAGGCGUAUCUGGACUGGAAUGCAGCGAGUGACGCUAAUUACAACCGUGGGAGGAGGGAUUAGUUGGUGUUUGACUCCCAACACAUCAGCACACGCUGCUGCUGGAUGUUGUCCAGCUAUGUUUGUGACCAGUGGCUCCACACAUGUUUGCUAGUGGGUCAAACACGGUACAUUGCACUGUGGCGUUCUCCUCCAAAGAAAUGAAUAUCUUGUGCUGCUAAAAGAAAGCAGACUUCCUCCUCGAAAUGCUCAUUUUAAGUUAACUUGUAAACUUACAACUAUCCACUGGAAGGGGUUGUGACUUAUUGGUCUGCCGGAUUGGGUUUUCGGGGCCGUGCAUGUGAACGUUUACUGUGGCCUGAUUCAGCUGAUAAAAGUAGUGCCUGCCAUUGUCUGCCAACUUUUAGAGCUCAUUCACACACGGUGGUUAACUAUUCAUUCUCAGGAACUUAUCUGAAGAGUGCUUGUCUUUAAAAAAAAAAAAAAAAGUCUGUAAGGACUUUGAAAGUUUGCUUCAUGUUCUUCCUGCUGUUUAUACUGGAUCAUAAUGCCAUCACAAGGACAGCUUUUGCUUUUUAAGUUACCCUGGACAUCCAAGAAUUGUGGCCAGGUUUACGGCAGUCUGUGGGGAAAGUACAUGGUUACACACUUGUGGAUAAACUGCACACAGAGGCCUGCUAAGUUUCUCAGCCAAACAAAUGAAAGCUUGUAUUAUCAUCAUUUGUUUUACUUUUGUGGUAAGAUGCAGUUGUAUAUAAACAUAACUUGCAAGCGAGGGCUACUACUUCUACUUCUUUCCCUCUCAGCUUUGGUGAAAUGGAAAACGGAUAUGAUUGAGUUGGAAAAAUGCGGAAGCCAGGUGUGUCACGGUGUCCUGCCUUAACCGUAGACUGGAGCUGAGAGAGAAGAUGCUACUUGUGCUAAAGAGACAGGUCCUGAUGUUAAUGUGACCCCUGAAUGGCUGCUCUCUUCCUCUGCUGCUUGCCGGCUGCAGGUUCAAUUAACGAUGCAAAUGAGGGGUUGAAAUCACUCAAGAACAUGAGUUCUUUUUGUUUUGUACAAAAAAUCUCUGAAAUUGUCUCCUUGUUUUAAAAGGUUUAUAUGCAAAAUGUUUUGACAAUGUUCUUAAAUAAAACCUAUUUUGGUACCCGUCUUCUCCAAAUA
Molecule: messenger RNA, 2628 nt
Organism: Doryrhamphus excisus (bluestripe pipefish)
Lineage: Eukaryota; Metazoa; Chordata; Actinopteri; Syngnathiformes; Syngnathidae
Gene: erlin1
Product: ER lipid raft associated 1
Biological process (GO): SREBP signaling pathway
Cellular component (GO): endoplasmic reticulum membrane; endoplasmic reticulum
Molecular function (GO): ubiquitin protein ligase binding; cholesterol binding
Source: RefSeq, a predicted model, not a curated record